UCUGGUCAACAACCAGCGUCAUGUAAAGGGGGAGAUGGCAGUCACGUGGUUAUGUCAGCUUCCUGUUUACCGCCUGUUGUACCUUCAGACUCUAGUACACAGAUUGCAACACCACCCUGGACUGCUUGGGCUUUCAUCCGUACCAACAUAUGCAGCACUGAGACCCCGCUAUCACAGGCUCCAAUACUGCAUUACUUUAAUUCGUUUAUCACCAUGAUCGUGGUUACUAAGGAGACAUGAAGACGUGACAUUGAGGAAACGUGAGCAGGCCGGCAAGGAUCCGGGAGAUUUCCUGACUCCAGCUGACCGGAGUUCAGUUGCUGAGAGUCGGCCAUCACUUCAACAGAUGCCUGGAAACAGUGGUGAUGUGGAGGACUGCAAAGGUUGGAUGUUCUCUCAGAUGAGUAUUUCGAGGUUUUGAAGUUAGUGGAAAGGAAAGCUGAACUAGCCUGUGAGCUAGUCGUGCUAACUCCGGUCGCAGCAGCUGCCGUAGUGUGAGUGACUGGCUGUCAGGGUUGGCAGUGUUGUGUUCGGAGCGUGGAGCAGCUCGCCGGUGCCCUGAAUUCAGGAAGACUCCCCGGCUCUGGCCCCCUCAAGCGGGCAGUCAGGAAGAAGCUGGCUGGGAAGGGAUGGCCUGGUCGGUCUUCCCGUUCCAGAGGACAAGGCUCUGCGGUGUUUGAAGGAGGUCGAGUUCGGCUCGAGGCCACCACCGCGGGUCGAGGCGCUAUGAUGGCAGCCUCCCCCUCCGCGGCCGGCGGCUUCACGGCCACUGGUCUGUCGGUCAGAAAGAGCGAGGAGAUAGCAGAUUUGAUAGAUUUGUUUUCCAAGAUGCAAUACAGAGCAAAGGAGGUCACUCCUCGGGUAGAGGAGAUAGAGAAGCAUUGUUUGGAGUUAUUUGCCAGAGAUUACAAGUAUAGUAUCAUCCACAACGCCAAUGGAGAGGUGUGCGGCCAUUAUCCCCGGCAGAUUGUGUUCUUGGAGUAUGAAUGCACAGAUGUUGAGCGAGACAGGUUUGAAAGCACAGUGCAGAUCACAAAGCUGCAGGACCUGGUGAACCGGAGUAAGCUGGCUCGCUGCAGAGGGAGGUUCGUCUGUCCAGUCAUCCUCUACAAUGGCAAGCAUAUAUGCCGGUCGUCCACUCUGGCAGGAUGGGGGGAGCUGUACGGACGCACGGGCUACAACUACAUCUUCUCAGGGGGCGCUGAUGAUACGUGGACAGAGUCUGAGGAGGUUCUAGAGGAUGACAGCGCAGUCAGGAAUGGAGACUCCCAGCUCUUUGACAAGGUUCGAGGUCAUGACAUCAAGCUGCUGCGUUACCUCUCAGUUCGCUACAUCUGCGACCUGAUGGUGGAGAACAAGAAGGUUAAGUUUGGCCUAAAUGUAACUUCAUCUGAGAAGGCGGACAAGGCCCAACGCUAUGCAGACUUCACUUUACUCUCUGUGCCUUACCCAGGAUGUGAGUUUUUUAAGGACUACAAAGACAGAGACUACACAGCAGAGGGUUUGGUGUUCAACUGGAAUCAGGACUAUGUGGACGCUCCUUUGACAAUCCCUGUGUGCUUUACUCAGAACUUGAACAUUGACUGGACACAAUAUCAGUCUUGGGACCUGGUGGAGCAGACGCAGAACUACCUGAAACUGCUGCUGCACAUCAUCAACAGUGAUGAUGAGAGUGGCCUCCUGGUGCACUGCAUAUCAGGCUGGGACCGAACACCUCUGUUUGUGUCCCUCCUCAGGCUCUCUCUCUGGGCAGAUGGUGCGGUGCACGCCAGCCUGGAGCCAUCCCAGAUCCUGUAUCUGACCAUUGCUUACGACUGGUUCCUCUUUGGUCAUAUGCUGCCAGAUCGACUCUCUAAAGGGGAGGAGAUUUUCUUUUUUUGCUUCAAUUUUUUGAAGCACAUUGUCUCAGAGAAGUUCUCUGCUGUAAAGAAAGUGAGAAGGAAGAAUUCCCACUUCAAAGACAGUGAUUUCAAUGUGGAAGAAUUCUGCCAGUUAAAAUCAAGGGAUCGUGGCAGUGUGACCAGUUUGAGCAGCGAGUUCUCCCUUAUCACUGAGGAGGCAGGCGGUGCCUCCAGCCUCACCAACGAUACUGUGGACAUGUUCUACAGCCAACCCCAGGCCUCAAGCUGGAGAAAAGGUACCACCUCCUCUCCUCAGAUGGUUGUUUGGAAUAAACAGAACCCUCUGGAAGAGCACCUCUCCCAUCCACUUAACGAGGCCAGGUCUUCCAGCUCAUCCUCCUCCAACCAAUCAGAACACUGUGUCACACGCACUGGCAGCAGUCCAUUGGCUGUCCCUGGAAGAAGGUUAGCAGCAGACUACACCCGGUCAGGUUCCUCCCUCUCUACAGAGUACGGGAGUUGGCAGAUAGUUUCGGGCUGUGGCAGCAUCCAUGACCACGCUCACAUCCCACUACCUCUGGCUUCAGUCUCAACCUCGUCUGCUGUGGCUGCAGCCUACGACUCCCCGCUGCCCUUCAGUUUCCAGGAUGAAGGACCCAGUGGACGAAUGUGUCCAUUACUCUCUGAGCGCCAGGCUCGUCUGGAGGCGGUGCGGGAAGUCUUUCUUGCAGCCUACAGCUCCACUGUUGGCCUUAAGUCAUCAGCACCCAGCCCCUCUGGCGCCAUCUCUGGCCUCCUGGAGCAGUUUGCCCGUGGAGUAGGCCUCCGGGGUACCAACGCCAUCGUCUGAGCCCUCUUAAUGUGACUUCAGAUCCUCCUCCUGCUUCCAUCCAUACAUCCCCAGCUGAUUCUACAUGUUUCGACUCGGAACAAUAAAGUGCCAAACUUCUCUGUUCAGUUCAGGGGUGAAGCAUUCUAUUUUUUCAUGAAUUUCUUUUGAUGUUGUUUUCAAACCUUAUAAGCCAGGAUGUCAUUUUUUCUGUGCUUCCCUGGCUUUUCUUUGGACUUUUAAUCUUCCAUACUGAGUUCAUCUGUCACAUUCAGGGAAUGAAAUCUUUCAGCCACAGAAUCAAAAAGGGAUAAAUUAUAAGAUGCUGAGAACAUGGGAUGUGUACCUGUUUCAAACAGGAUAACAAGAAUUCUUCCUUUAUCUUUUCAUAACUUUUAAAAUCCCUAAAGCAGAAAAAGUUGUUUUAUUCAGGUGGAUUUUGAAGAUGAGAUAAAUACAGCACUUAAUGUGUUCUGACAGAAAUGGUACCAGGCAGUUUUUGGUUCCUAAUUCGGCACCGUUAAUUGAAAUCGGAAUAUCUUAGCUGUUGAAGAUAAUUGCUGAGGGGUCUAGACUUCAAGGAUGAUGCUGAAUUUUUAAAAGAUUUUGGCUGCAAUAAUAAUUCCCUCUGGCGGUCUAGUCCGCCUUCCUCCUUGUUGUAGACAAAAAAAUUGCAGUCCUAAUCUGAUGCUAAUAUUAAGCUUCAGCAGUUUGAGUAAGUGGAUAUGUUAUGUCCUGGUUCAGUUUCAGACUAAAAGUCUACGGGGACUGUUCUUCACAGUUUUGUGGAAAUCUUAAUUCAGAGGCUUAAGUGUCGAUCUUUUCACUUCGCCAGUCUAAUGUUUCAUAUCCUCCACUUAAGUCUAUAUUCAACCAUUUCUUCUUCGUCUUCAGUAGCACUGACAUGGUAGCACAAAGAGGCACUAAGCAUUGUGGUAGCAAAUGUGAACCGAAUGCCUUUUCAAUGUUCUUUCUCAUUGGACUCCAGUGGAGCAAUGUCCAUGUGAUGCCUGCCUGUGCUGAAUGUUCAGCCCAGCUGUUAUCCCACAACUGUUGUUGAGAAACAUGUGCACCUUCUUUCAGGUCACACUUUGACUUUUCUACCUGAGCGACUCUCAGCUGGAUUCACAUGUUCAAGUCAUCCUCUCCAGGGAAUGCAGUUUUUAUGUUAAGAUAGCUUCUCAGUGUUUGUCAGUUGCUGUACCUCAGGACCUUUUGUUGUGCCUUUUUUAACUUCAGUGACACUGGCUCAGAUCUCUACUUCCUCUGGUCCAGUUUAAGGUGUUUUUUUUUGUUUUUUUUUUAAAUAUUAUUUAAAUGGUUUGAAGAGCUUGGCUUGUUUUCGGUCAAAACUGUCAUCAACAAGCAGCUGCAGAGCAUUAGCAGCAUUAGUUUUGUGAAAAAGCUUUUGUAUUGCCUGUUCAUCAUUUGGUUGUAGGACUGUAAGAUUUUUUUUUCUUGGACAGUAACAUAUAGCUGUUGAGUCAUGCACACCCCUAAUUAGGUUGGUGAGAUGGGAUUUGAUCUAGUUGAACUCAUUGUCAUGUCUGGAGAGGAUUUGUAUUAAUUUAAGAAGUAACUCUAGGAUGAGUUUUGGGUAAAAUGAACCGGAAGGCGUUUAGCUUAGAUAUGCAUAAAGACUGAGGUGGAAGUGGCUAGUUUGACUAACUCAGAAACACAUCUCUGCUUAUUUUAUGUUGGUUUUUAGCUUGUUGAAGCAAGACACAAACAGAGACUGUUUUAUCUUUGGGUUGAACAAACAAGAUGUUGAGGCUCGCUGUUUCCCCUUGUUUUUGGUCUUUAUGCUCGGUUAGCUGACGUGAAAGUGGUAUUGAUAUUCAACUCUCAUUCUCAGAGAGAAGUCUGGCUGUUUUGCAGUCACCUGAGUAUCCCUUUAUCCUUGAUGCAGUAAGGAAUAUGUUUGAAUGCCUGUGUCAGUUCUCUGCCCGGACUGUCAAAGUGAUUGAAUUUCGUAUCCCUACACAAAAUGACAGUCCGUCCAGCUUUAUUUGAGACCUGACAGGGUCAUCAGGCCUUGUCAGGUCUCAAGCUUUGUUUUUAAGAUUCUUUUUUGAAGAGGAGAUUUCAUUUCAUAUUCAUAUGAUUUGUUGUUAUUUUGGUAUUUCUACUGUUGCUGUCUAGCAGCCAAUCACAGGGCACUUUCUAAAGCAUUAAUGUCAUUUCCAAAUGCCUGAAAAAUGUAUGUUACAAAAAAUGUCUCAUUCAGAGUUACUUCAGAUUCUCCCAAAUAACUUUCUCACUCAGUUUGUCACUUUUUCACUCACUGGUUUUGCAUGACAUCCUCCACAUUUAUCUCAUGUGCGGCAUAUGAUUUUAUUUGUUUUACAAAUUAAUUUUUAUUUGAGAAUCUUUUAUUGAAAUGCUGCAUUGCACUCAUCCAAUGAGUGUUCUUUGUACAGUUGAUGCAUUUUUAAGUAAUUCUUUUUGUUUUAUUCAUUGUUGGCAGGUGGCAGGCUACAAUGACAGCCGAACUGACCCGCAGGUAGCAAUUGUGAAUAAAUGAAAAGUCUGAACAAA
Messenger RNA from Acanthopagrus latus (yellowfin seabream), 5208 nucleotides. It is a transcript of the gene mtmr14, whose product is annotated as myotubularin related protein 14. The coding region runs from base 727 to 2691 and encodes 654 amino acids. Gene Ontology annotation, biological process: dephosphorylation. Gene Ontology annotation, molecular function: phosphatidylinositol-3-phosphate phosphatase activity. Lineage: Eukaryota; Metazoa; Chordata; Actinopteri; Spariformes; Sparidae. The record is from RefSeq and is a predicted model, not a curated record. The transcript is spliced from 19 exons.